Molecule: messenger RNA, 802 nt
Organism: Anthonomus grandis grandis
Lineage: Eukaryota; Metazoa; Arthropoda; Insecta; Coleoptera; Curculionidae
Exons: 2
Coding region: 109-609 (166 amino acids)
Source: RefSeq, a predicted model, not a curated record
UCAUCACCAGCUGUUUAGUUUACUUUUUAGGUUAUGUAAAUGUGUGUCAACAAAUUAAAAUAAACAUUAAACCCAAUUUCUUUUUUUAUUCACUUAAUCGCUGAAAACAUGGGUGAACCGCCCAAAAAAGAUUACCCUCCCGGCUGGAAUGACCCACCAAUGUUAAAUUACUCCCCAAGUAACCCACCUCCAAAAUCCCGUAUAGGCAGUAAAAGGGUGGCAUUCCCUCUGGGUUCGGCCAACUCUAGCCCCCAACCUGUACCCUCAGGUGAAUCACCUAAAAUGCCUCCUUUACCCUCAACAGAUGGUUCGCCUUGCAAUGAAGAAUUAUACUUAAGAGGUAGCAAAAACUUCAAUGCUUGUCUAGAAAAUUUAGAUGAAGAUUCAAAAGAACAGGUUUGGAUGAUGUUAUCAGCAUGGCAAGGGGGGACAUUUUCUGAUAAUGUUCAGGAAUUCUUAGCCGAUUUGUCUGAACCACUCUCCUUAAAAACUUUUUCCAGUGUAAAUCCCCUUAACAUGCGUUUUACUAUAUUAGCAAAGGAUCCUGGGCUACAGAAGUAUUUACCUAUUUUAAAGCAUUUGAUGUCAAAGUGUUCUGCGCCAGUGUAAUUAUUUUUAAAAUCAUUUUUAGGGUGUCACCGCAUGAUGAUUUUUAACCUCCAAAUCAUUUCACUAGAAAUUUCUGCUCCUAAUAUAUUUAGGACAGUUCCAGUGACACCUAAUAAUUAUUUCCAGUUGUAAAAUAAUUGUGAUUUUUUUGUUUUUUAAUAUAACUUAUUAAAUAAAACAAUUUUCUAGUGAA